Molecule: messenger RNA, 1674 nt
Organism: Sphenostylis stenocarpa
Lineage: Eukaryota; Viridiplantae; Streptophyta; Magnoliopsida; Fabales; Fabaceae
Source: the annotation of a GenBank genome assembly
AUGGCGUCGGGGCAACACGAGGAACGAGCUGAGGCAGCUUCGAAAAUUGCUGCCAAAGAACUUGAACAAGCCAACAGAGAGAGAGACCGAGAUGCCGCAGCUGGGAAACUUGCUGCCAAAGAACAUGAGCAAGCCAACAGAGAGAGAGACCGAGAUGCCGCAGCUGGGAAACUUGCUGCCAAAGAACAUGAGCAAGCCAACAGAGAGAGAGACCGAGAUGCCGCAGCUGGGAAACUUGCUGCCAAAGAACUUGAGCAAGCCAACAGAGAGAGAGACCGUGAUGAUGUGGGUGUCGUGGACAAGCAACACGAUCAAGAAAAACGUGGUGUGAUCGGGUCCAUGUUGAGGGCGGUGCAAGAAGCAGUGGUGGGAAAGAAAGAAUCACCUCCUGCGAACCCCUACACCAAAGAGGUGAUUCAUGAUGUUACUAUCCAACCUGAUAAGGUGCCAACAGGGGAAGUGAGAGACAUAUCAGCCACCAAAUCUCCAGGGGUCUACGAUUCUCCUGCCACAGACAAAACUGGUUCCAAGGCUGGUGAAUAUGCAGCUUAUGCUUCUGAGAAGGCCAAGGAAACUAAGGAUGCAACAAUGGAUAAAGCUGGUGAGUAUGCUGAUUAUGCUUCUCAGAAGGCCAAGGAAACUAAGGAUACAACAAUGGAUAAAGCUGGUGAAUACGCCGACUAUGCUUCUCAAAAGGCAAAGGAAACUAAGGAUGCAACAAUGGAAAAAGCUGGUGAAUACGCCGACUAUGCUUCUCAGAAGGCCAAGGAAGCGAAGGACAAGACUAUGGAGAAGGGUGGGGAGUAUAAGGACUAUGCCGCUGAGAAGGCUAAGGAAGGAAAAGAUGCUACGGUGAAUAAGAUGGGAGAGUAUAAGGACUACACUGCAGAGAAGACGAAAGAAGGGAAAGAUAGUGCUAUGGGGAAGCUUGGGGAGCUGAAGGAUUCUGCUGCGGAUGCUGCUAAGAGGGCUGUGGAGUACUUGAGCGGCAAGAAGGAGGAAACCAAGGAGAAGGCCUCAGAAACCGCGGAGGCAGCUAAGAACAAGGCUGCGGAGACAGCAGAGACGGCGAAGAAUAGGGCGGCGGAGAUGAAGGAUGCAGCGAAGGAGAAGGCCGCUGAAACUGCGGAAGCAACGAAGAACAAGACUGCUGAGACGGCUGAGGCAGCUAAGAAUAAGGGUAGGGAGAUGAAGGAGAAGGCUGCAGAAACUGCGGAUGCAACAAAGAACAAGACUGCCGAGACGGCUGAGGCAGCUAAGAAUAAGGGUAGGGAGAUGAAGGAGAAGGCUGCAGAAACUGCGGAUGCAACAAAGAACAAGACCUCGGAGGCAACUGAUGUGGCCAAGCAUAAGGCUGCGGAGAUGAAGGACAAGGCUGCAGAUGCCACAGAGGCGGCAAAACAGAGAACUGCACAGGCAAGGGAGAAAACCAAGGAGGAUUUGAGUGGUGCAGAUGAAGCUGCAAGGAGGAAAAUGGAGAACCUAAGGCUACAAGACAAAGGGUUCAAAGAUAUACCUGAGGGGCGUGGAGAAAAAGUGGUGAUGAAAGUGGAAGAGAGUCGACCGGGGGCAAUGGCGGAUACACUGAAAACGGCGGAUCAGAUUGCGGGACAGACCUUCAACGAUGUGGGACCCUUGGGCGAAGAGGGGGUCAAGGUGGUAAAAAAGAAAUAA